UCGCGUCCGCAGUCUCCCUCCGGACGCGAAGGCGAGAGGACACGUGGCUCCCUUAUCGCCGGCGUCGCCUUAUCUCCUGGAGGAGGAAGAAGGGGCUCUGAGUAUUCGUUACCAUCGGGCGUAUAUUAAUCGGGAAAUAUAAUGAUGGCGGCGGUUGAACCCAUUGCUAUUGAUGGAAGCUUUUUGGAGGGGGGUGGCCAGAUUCUGCGUAUGGGUCUGGCACUCAGCUCUGUGCGAAAGCUCCCUAUCACAGUCACAAAGAUCCGGGCAGGAAGGCCUAAUCCUGGUUUGCGGCCGCAGCACUUAACAGGGUUACAGCUGGUGAGGGACACGAGCAAUGGCCGCCUGGAAGGAGGGGAGAUCGGGUCGAUGGAGAUCAGCUUUUACCCAGGUCAUAUUUCUGGCGGCAAAUACGUAGCCGAUACUCAGACUGCUGGGAGUGUGAGUCUCUUAAUACAAGCAGCCUUGCCGUGUGCACUGUACGCCAGCAGCCCAACCUACCUGACCUUGUCUGGUGGAACGAACGCAGAAAUGGCGCCACAAGUUGACUACACUAUACAUGUCUUCAGAAAAGUUAGUGCCUGGUUUGGUGCAGACUUCCGGCUCUUCCUCAAUAGAAGGGGAUUCUAUCCUCAAGGACGAGGGGAGGUAUCCCUAGAAGUGAAGCCAGCACGGCAAGGUCUGAUUGCUGCAGAUUUCACUGACUUUGGGGAAGUCGUAUCUGUCUAUGGCAAGGCUUAUGUGGCAGGAGUUCUCCCUAUACGAGUCGCACACAAAAUGGCAGAUGCCGCGGAAAACCUUCUGUAUCAGAAUCUCCCUCAAGGCGUUAAAAUUCGCGUUGACCGAAUCCAAGAACAUCCAGAGACAGCGGUCGGAAGUGGCUCUGGCAUUGUCUUGUGGGCUGAGACUACCAGCGGUUGCAUCCUUGGUGGUUCCAGUCUAGGGAAGAAGGGCAAACCUGCGGAACAGGAUGGGGAGAAUGCGGCCAAAGAGAUCUUAGAUUGCAUCAAAAGGAAGGCGUGUUUGGAUAGUCAUUCUCAGGAUCAGGUUAUACUGUUCAUGGCUUUAGCGAAGGGCAAAUCCAUUAUACGCACUGGACCCAUAACAGACCACACCAAGACAGCUAUACAUGUUGCAGAGUUAAUGACAAAGGUGAAGUUUACCAUCACAGAAGAUAAGGAGAGUGACUGCAUAUUUAUAGAAUGUGAUGGAUUAGGCUUAACUCCUAAGGAUAGAAAGUAAAUUGUCUAGGUUUACAUUACUAGCACCUACUGGAUGAAUUAAUUUUUGUUUAUUUAAUCUAGUCCAAAGAGCAUUAUUUUUCCCCUUCUAAUUGACACUCUUGUGAAGAUUUUUUUAAUAGUAAUCUGCCUACUGUAUCUGAAGACUGAUAUAUAAUCAAUGUAUCCCAGUAUCCCAGCCUCCAAGUACACACUUUAUGCAUAAUGGGAAAGCCAUACAGUGAACCCCAAGAAGACAUCCCUCUGGUUAUGGAAUCUCAGAAUAUAAACCCUUUGUCUCUCUCUAGCAGUCAAAAUAUUCACCCCUCACCCCCAGUUGUGUUGUGUAACACAUUCUGUAAGCUUUUUAUUUUAUCUAUCUAUAUUUUUUUGUUUGCUUUUACUGAAAUUGCUUGUAAUUUCCCAAAGGCAUUGUGUGCUUCACAGGAAGCACUACUCUAUGGCUUAAUACCCUCUGGCAGUCACCUUAUAUUAUCUAUCCACUUGUGUUGGUAUUCCCUUGCUUCUCAAAUACAGUAUUAUGUGCUUCUUAUCCUGACACUCUAAAAGGCCAAACAUACUGUAUAUAUGUUAGCAUGCUGGCUGUGAAAAACGUAUAUGAGCUUACCUGUUUACAUGAAAUAUGAAUAUGGUAGAUAAUUGACAAAAUCUACAUUUGCAGUUUAACAAUGAAAAGUUUUGCUCACAUUUUAUCUAUUAUUUUACUUUUGUAUUGUUAUGCACAUAUAUAUUAUGUGUUUUUUGCAUUACUGAUUUAUACAAUUGACUGUUGACUAAUGAAUUUGAAAUUUAUUCAUGUACUAUGUUAAAUUACAUGUUUAAUGCAUCCAUA
Molecule: messenger RNA, 2073 nt
Organism: Penaeus monodon (black tiger shrimp)
Lineage: Eukaryota; Metazoa; Arthropoda; Malacostraca; Decapoda; Penaeidae
Gene: Rtca
Product: RNA 3'-terminal phosphate cyclase-like
Biological process (GO): RNA processing
Cellular component (GO): nucleus
Molecular function (GO): RNA-3'-phosphate cyclase activity
Source: RefSeq, a predicted model, not a curated record